AUUUUGCUACCUAAUCACUCCUUCAGCUGGUCUGGGACUCUGGAGAUUUUAUUGUUAACAGUAUUAUAAUAGUAUAUAGAUUUUAAUAACUUUUUAUUAACUAGUAAUGAACCUAUAAAACUUUAUUACAUGAAUAAAUUAAUCAGUUCUCUUGCGGGCAAGCAAGAAGAAACCAGCAUGUCUCGUGUUCUUGUCCUUUCUCUCCUUUGCUUGCUUUCAUGGCUUUGCACAGCUAAUGGAUUGGAGUAUUUUUACUGCCCUACCGAUCUGAGGCCGAUACCCAAGGAUUAUGUCUGCGAUGGCUACAACGAUUGUCCUAGCGGAUCCGACGAGAGUGACUGUGGAAGUGGACUAAUGUGUGGAUCACACGAGAUGAUGUGCUCUGUUGAUAAUAAAUGCAUUAAUUUAGCAUUUCAAUGCGAUGGUAUAUCUCACUGCAGUGAUGGCUCUGAUGAACAAAACUGCAACAAAGGCUGUGAUUAUCAGUGCAGCAAUACUGGGAAGUGUAUAUCAGCAGUAAUGAGAUGUGAUGGUAGAAAUGACUGCGGUGAUAAUAGUGAUGAAGAAUUGUGUGGUGGUUCGUGUGAUAGUGAGACACAGUGGCAGUGCCCCAAGACAGGUCAAUGUUUAUCACGUAACUGGCUGUGUGACAGAGAAAUUGAUUGUUCAGGUGGAGCUGAUGAAGCCAACUGUGAUGGCACAUAUUCAAACCUUUGUGGUAUUGGUAUGUUCAACUGUAGCUCCGGUAGGUGUAUUGAUGGUAAUGGCUUGUGUGAUGGGUUUAAUGACUGCCCUGAUGGAGAUGAUGAGGAUGAAACUAUUUGCUAUGUAUUAAAUUGUAAAGACAAGUUCUUCACAUGUCCUGAGCAGUGUUUGGAGCGUACUCAUGUUUGUGAUGGAGUGUACGAUUGCAUCGAUAAUCGUGAUGAAAUGAACUGUAACUCGAGAUGUGGCCCAGAUCAGUUCAUGUGUAUAAGUGGAUCCUGCAUUAGAUUAAAUGAAACGUGUAAUGGGAAUGUGGACUGUGCAGAUGGAUCUGAUGAAUUCUUAUGUCCUAAUACCAAGAAAGAGAGAGUUACAUGUGAUACUAAUGAGUUCCCUUGCCUUGAUGGGCUGCAGUGUAUCCCCGACUUCUCUCUCUGUGAUGAUAUUGAGCAGUGUGCCGAUGGAUCCGAUGAAAAUGAAUGUCCUGGAGUUUCUACAAAUACCAAUGAGUGCAAUUCAACUGAUAAUGGAGGCUGUGAUCAUUUCUGUCAUGAUACUGUGCAUUACAGGUACUGCUCUUGUCGUGAUGGUUAUGCUCUUAACAGUACGGACAUGUCAACAUGUUAUGAUAUCAAUGAGUGCCAAGAGAAUCCUCAUAUAUGUACACACUAUUGCACUAAUACUCUUGGGAGCUUUUAUUGUUCCUGUGAUGUUGGUUAUACACACUCUGAAGUAUAUGGCUGCACUGCUAAUGGCCCUCCUCCCUAUCUAUUAUUCACUAACUGGUUUGAUAUUCAAAAGGUUAAUGACACAGUCUCUGGAAGCUAUUCUGACAUAUUGGUACAAGAGUUAAGAAAUGCAGCCAGUCUUGACUAUCAUUACAAAUAUGAGUAUGUAUAUUGGACUGAUAUUGUGAGGAAGGUCAUAAUGAGAGCUCAUUUGAAUGGAAGCGAUAUUAGAGAAAUUGUUAAUUAUGGAAUAUCUAGACCAGAGAGUUUAGCAAUUGAUUGGAUACAUGGCCUAGUCUAUUGGACCGAUAGCGUCUUAAAGAGAAUUGAAGUAUCAAAUCUUAAUGGAGAAAAGAGAGCUAUAAUAUUCUCUGGCUUGCAUUCACCAAGAGACAUAGUAAUAGACCCACUGAACAGGUUAAUGUUUUGGAUAGACAGACAGCAAAUUUUUAAGGCUUCUCUAGACGGGACAGACAAAGCUCUGUUCUUAUCUGCCACGGAUCAUGUGUACUGGCCAGUUAAACUAACCAUAGACUACCCAACAGGGACACUGUAUUGGAUCGAUGUGGCCAGUAAGACUAUUGGUAAAUGCCACACUGAUGGGAGUGGGAGGGAUACACUGUAUAGUGCUAAUAUAAGCAACCCAUCCGGACUAACUGUAUUUGAAAAUAAAGUUUAUUGGACUGAGAGAAGUGAUGGUACCAUUUACUCUGCCAACAAAGGAACCGGAAAACAGUUUGAGACCGUCCUACAAUCGAUAUACAUGCCGACUGACCUCGCAUUGGUCCACCCAUUGAGACAACCAAGAGGAGUCCAAGAUGGCAGCCCUAACCAAUGCAGCAUCAAGAGGUGCCAACACCUCUGUAUUGUUGGUAGCAAUAAUGAGACUGGCUCUUGUUACUGUCCUCCAUCGUCUAGUGUUGAAGAUGAUGGGAUUUCAUGUUCAAGGCCUCAGUUGUUUAUACUGUUCUCUGUAAAUGAGGAGCUACACACUGUCUCUUUGGAAACAGAGGAUCGCUAUGAUCUCCAGAUACCAAUAUACUAUGAUGGUGAUGAUGAUGAUGAUGGCUCCAAAUCGAACAUCAUAUCAACUGAUUGGGACAAUAACACUGUCUAUUAUGCUGACUCUUCUCUAGGAACAAUCAAUUCGCUAUCAUUAUCGGGUGGUACCCCUACUGUACUGGUGGAUAAGGACGUAUCCCUACCAGUUGGGAUAGCCAUUGAUUGGUGCUCAAAGAAAAUAUACUGGACUGAUGGGAUCCUAUCGCACAUAUAUGUGUCAGAGUUGGAUGGUAGCCUAAAAACUGCCGUGAUUACAUUAGAUGAAGGGACCCUGACAGACAUUGUUGUGCAACCCUUGAAAGGAUAUUUGAUUUAUGGAGUCAAAAAUGGCAAACGUUUAUUCAUAAUGAGAGCUAACUUGGAUGGAAGUGAUAAUGAUAUACUGUACGAGUCAGGAGUGACCCCAGACCAGAUAUACGGUUCACCAGACUCACUGACAGUUGAUGGCGACCGGGUCUACUGGGUGGACUCUAAGAACUUAAGACUUGAAUCAAUUCUUUUAAAUAAAAGCGAUCAUGAGAUUUUAUAUGACAACUUUGGACUCCUCUCAUCCACAAGUGGGCUGGACCAUUAUGGUAAUAAGUUGUAUUGGACGGAAAAGAUUGGAGAUGCUAUAAGAUGGGUAGAGAAGGAGCCUCCAUACACUCAUGGAGUGUUCCUUGCCAACAAAGAGCAACUGAGAAGCAUCUCCAUUUAUCAUAAUAACAGGAGAAUACCUGAUACCCAUCCUUGUUUGAUUGCUAAUGGUGGUUGCAGUCACAUGUGUGUGGGGAUCAGUUCAGCUGGUGAGGAUCUCAUUGCUUCUUGUUUAUGUCCAACUGGUUACCUGUUACAACAAGAUAAAAAGAACUGUGCAGAAUCUAUAGACGAUUACAUUGUUAUAGCAAGUGAAGGAAGCCUCGGACGAAUCUCAUUGGAUACUCAAUCCGGCGUGUACGUGACCACACCCACUCCAUCAUACCAACCCAUCAACCCUCACUCAAUAGCAGUUGAUAUACAAACUAACGAUACUUACUGGGUCGACGGGAGCAACAUUUACAAGAACAGCGGUGGUGUCAUCAAAGUCAUCAUUUCCUCCAUUAGCGAGCGUCCAACAGCCCUCGCCAUUGAUUGGAUUGGUCGCAUGCUCUACUGGGCAGAAGCUAAUACAAGAAGGAUCGAAGUGUCCACGUUAGACGGGCUCCAGAGAAAAGUAUUACUGAGUGGAUCUAUAGUGAGUGAAGUCUCGUCUAUAGUUCUUGAUAUGAAGCACCAGUACAUGUUCUGGGCAAUGCCCAUGGCUUCACUUGAGAAUGUCUAUCGUGCCAAUAUGGAUGGUACGGCUCCAACACCCAUCAUCCGUUCGACCGAUGUCACUCAACCGUCGUCCAUAGCUAUAGACGAUGAUAGCAAACUUUAUGUGGCUGACGUUAUAGCGGAUAGAAUAUACUCUUUUAAUCUUGAUGGCAGUCAUAAGAGAGAGCUUGGCAGGAUGGUCACCGAUCCAAAGUCUAUUGUUGUGGAUGAUGACUAUUUGUACUGGAUGAAUAGAGAUUCUGGUGUAUUGUAUAGAGUGGAUAAGCAUGCGACAGUUAAUAAUUUUGUCUCUUUCACCGUUGCACGUAAUAUUGAGGGCUUUAACAGCAUGGCUAUCAAGAGAAAGAGUGCCUACGAUCGCAGAGGUGCUUAUGAUCACCACUGUGCAGAGAAGAAAUGUGAAAACAUUUGUUUGCCUAAGUCAGGAGGUUAUCAGUGUGCGUGCCCCACUGGUAUUGUACCUGUUGGAUCAUACUGCCCUAAUGUCCCUUCAGUGUACUUACUGUUAUCAACUACCUCAACAAUCAGACGUAUUUCACUGGACACUAACGACUUUGUGGAUGUCAGUCUAAUGGAAAACAAGACUCAUCGUAUUCAUGACAUUGCUCAUUAUAACAGUAGACUCUACUGGAGUGAAUCCACCAAUGGAGUAGUGUACAUGUCUGAUGCUAAUGGAACUAAUGUUAGGAUUUACAACAGAAGAGGAGAUGGGGGAGAUAUAAGCUUGGAUAAGAGUACCGGGAACCUGUAUUAUAUUAAUAAUAAUAAUAUUGAAGUAUCCAAUAUAAAGCAUCAUAAGGUGCUGGUGAGCAGUGAAGGGGAUUAUGUCAUAUCAAGCAUUACUGUUGAUUCUAUGAGAAGGAAGUUGUAUUGGGUUGCUAGUGAUGAUACUGGCCUAAACUAUAUCAUGCAAUCUGAUGUUAAUGGCUCAAUGGUCUCCACUUUAUUCAGCAAUGAGAGCUAUCAUCCAGUGAAACUACACCUCAGUAAUCAGGGCCUCUAUUGGAUCGACACUGAGACCAUUCAAAUGCUCUCACUGAUUGAUCCAGAUGUACAUCCAGUGACAGUACUGGAUCAUGGCUCCACUGAUAUUGCAGUUCAUAAUAAUCUGCUGUUUACCAUUAAUGAUGGGCAGGUACUGCAGACUGAUGUUAAGACUGGGAGGAGUAUCACAGUGUAUACUAAUAGAGGGUCUGGAAAUGCUAUCAACCUCCACAUUGUCAAUUCUUCUUAUGUACAAAGUCAUAGUUCUUGUACUGGUAGUGAUUGUGAUCACAUGUGUCUAUCAUUAUCAUCAAGAUAUUAUCAAUGUGUCUGUCCUGAUUCGCUCAAUGGCACUGCAUGCACUGAAGAAAUACAUUUUAUACCUGAUGCAACAUCCAGUAGUGCUGUUCCUUCAUCAACCAUGACUUCUAUUCACAGCUCUAGCCCAGUCUCUUCAGCUACUCCAACUUAUCAAGGGCCUACGAUCAGCCUAUCGGGCGAUACUUCUGGUGGUUUUACUACUGGAGAAUUGGUUAUUCUUUUGUUAAUUAUUCUACUUUUCAUUGCAGUUGUGAUCACUAUUGUAGUAAUAAUAGUACUAUACUGCAAAUACAAAAGGAUGAGUGAAGUUAAUGGAGUUAGCACAAAAAUAGUAAAGAAUUCUUUUGGUUCCAACAAGUUGAAUAACAUUCCAUCGUCUCUUCCGCCACUCUCCAAUCUUCCAACGAGACAGCUCAACAAUGUCUCUGAGCUAGAUCAAAAGAAAAAAGGAGACAAGAACUGCAACGUUCAACAGAAAGGCGCUGAAAAUGAAGAUUUUCCUAUUAAAAAACCUGCAAAGCCUACCCAGCCACAACCAAGCCAAUCUUUCACUCCUCAGCCAAGAGCUGCUGCACCUCUUCAAGCUACCCAAUCUAUACCGGCCAAGCCUCAAUCUACUUCCUCUCAAACUAUUCCAGCUGCCCAGUCUGCUCCUACAAGACCUACCACUGCUAAACCUGCCAAGCCACGCCCCCCACCACUGCCCCCUAUUACUAAAACCCCGAUAAAAGCAAAGAGAUGCGUUAAAGUCAAGUUCGACAUUGAGGAUGACGAUGAUGCUCCACCUCCAAUCCCACCGAGGUCUACGACUUGUACUCCUACUUCACCUCCGUAUACGACCCCGUCUGCUCCUCUGGUUACCCCUGUCACGUCAUUCCCUGUUCCAAUCUCUCCUCCCCCUGUGGUGGCCACGCCUCCAUUGUCUCCAGGGCAUAUGCUGGUUUCUGCUCAUAAUCCAUUGUACGAUGACUCCAUGGACAAUUGACAUUUUUUGAUGCACUAUAAUAAUUAAAAUGGUUGUGUUUGGUUCAUUGUUAUACUCAUUUUGCAUUUAUUUUUCCUUUAUUUUUGUAUCAUUACUGUAAGUAAUUUUAAUAAUAAUUAUUCUUAGUUUA
Molecule: messenger RNA, 6211 nt
Organism: Amphimedon queenslandica
Lineage: Eukaryota; Metazoa; Porifera; Demospongiae; Haplosclerida; Niphatidae
Product: low-density lipoprotein receptor-related protein 4-like
Exons: 30
Coding region: 130-6081 (1983 amino acids)
Biological process (GO): canonical Wnt signaling pathway
Cellular component (GO): plasma membrane
Molecular function (GO): Wnt receptor activity; Wnt-protein binding; calcium ion binding
Source: RefSeq, a predicted model, not a curated record